AAUUGUUGACGACAGAAAAAAAAGGUGAAAAGGAAGCUAAUCAUUAACUCAAGUAGUCAAUGCUUGUGUGUGUGAGAGAGAGAAUUUCACAGCCCGACAGAAGUUCCAACGAGGAGGAGGAGGAGGAUGGCGACGACCACUGGCAGGCUCCGGGCCAAGGGACACAUGUUGUACAGGUACUCCGCUGUGAGUCUGUGCCAAGUGGCCAGGUUUUCCGAGAGCACCGACAAAGGCUGGUUUCGUUCCCUGUUUGUGCACAAAGUGGACGCCAGACAAGAUGCCCACUCCAACCUGCUGUCCAAGAAGGAGACCAGCAGCUUGUACAAAAUCCAAUUUCACAACGUGAAACCAGAAUGCCAGGAAGCCUACAACAGUCUGGAGGCCGAGGUGCAAAAGAGGCUCCAUCACGAUAAAGACUUUCCGUGUGAGGUUGUAGGGAGCUGGAACACCUGGUAUGGAGAACAGGACCAAGCAGUGCACCUGUGGCGCUACCGAGGGGGCUACCCUGCCCUGACGGAAUGCCUCAACAAGCUCAAAGUUAACAAGGACUAUUUGGAAUUUCGCAAAGAGAGGGCAAAAAUGCUGAAUUCCAGGCGGAAUCAGCUGCUCUUGGAGUUCAGCUUCUGGAAUGAACCUCUUCCCAGACCAGGACCAAACAUCUAUGAAAUGCGGACGUAUUACCUCAAGCCAGGAACCAUGAUCGAAUGGGGCAAUCACUGGGCGAGGGCUAUCAGGUACCGCCAGGAGAACAACGAGGCAGUGGGCGGCUUCUUCUCGCAGAUGGGUGACUUGUACGUGGUCCAUCACUUAUGGGCUUAUGAGAACCUCCAGUCUCGAGAGGAAACGAGGAACUCGGCCUGGCUCAAAGAGGGAUGGGACGCAAACGUGUACUACACUGUGCCUCUCAUCAGGAGCAUGGAGUCCAGGUUAAUGAUUCCCACCUCCAGUUCUCCGCUGCAGUGACGGCGUCUCCAUCGACUGAUACUGCCACCUCCACAAGCUCCUACCUCCACGUCAGCAACAAUGGAUUCUACGGCCUUUGGCCACAAAAUGCGGUACAGAUGGACAAGAACUACGUCAAAAUGCUUCCUUUUAAAUGAGGUCUUCAUUGGCAAGUCAUUCUGAGAGGUGCUUCUAAUAUUGUGACCCUCUGUACUGCUGUGUCAGUCCAACGUGAGCAUGAUUAUCUUUGUAAAGGCAUCAUUUUAGUACUGGGUCUCAUUUAGAUUGUGUACCUAAUGAAGUGGCCGCAUGAGCGUUUAUUUGCACAGCGAUGUAAAACGCGACCAGAUUAAUGUGUAUAUUUGACAGUAGAAUCCAACAUGAUUGUUUAAAAAAAAAAAAAUUGUAACGAAGGAACAGUCUCCGCUCUGAAAAAGAGUGUCUGCCAGAAUAAAAGCUUAGAGAAUACCCACCUUCCUGUCAUUCUUUCUGGAAUUGAGUGAAAUACAGUAUAAAUAUAUUGUCAUUGCACAACAAAACUGCAUGCAUAGAAUAUUACAAAUAAAUAAUGAACUAAAACUGGGUGAAUAGUAAG
This is a messenger RNA of Dunckerocampus dactyliophorus (ringed pipefish), 1537 nucleotides long. RefSeq names its product nipsnap homolog 1 (C. elegans) (gene nipsnap1). The coding region runs from base 127 to 963 and encodes 278 amino acids. Gene Ontology annotation, cellular component: mitochondrion. The transcript is spliced from 10 exons. The record is from RefSeq and is a predicted model, not a curated record. NCBI's taxonomy places the organism in Eukaryota, Metazoa, Chordata, Actinopteri, Syngnathiformes, Syngnathidae.